AUGUCAGGUGAUCUGAUGGACUUGGUUCACUGGCAGCGGGAGCUGGCCGACAAUUUGCAGGCCUUAUCGCGCACAUGCGAUGGAAUCAAUGCUGCGAUUGCAGGCAUGUCCAACUCGAAAACCUGCAGUGGUGGUCACGGUCAACCUCACAAUCAGGCAGGGACGCAGGUUCACGAGAAGUUCAAGCUGGAGUCUGGCGUACCGGUGAGGACCGGUGCCAAGGCAAAGGCCUCCACCAAACCCGUUACGAAGAAGCGCUCAUCGAGCCGCGUCUCCACUAUCUCCCUCACUUCCAAACCAGGCACUCGCUUGCUGGAUGAUUGGAGCGAGGCUUUCGUGGUAUCCGAGCAAGAGGCUACGAAUGUCUACAACGAGCUCUACGGCGAACGUGCCUCAGAAGGAGAGCGGGCCUUCUCAAGCGUUCAAAGCAUGCGAGAGUUCAGUACCCAAUGUUGUCAACGCAAGCGCUUCCGCGCAACACUUUUGGCGACAUGGGAGCUCAUGACAUUGUGUCUGGUUUUGGUAGACACCAUGCUAACUCCGUUGACGCUGGCUUGGCCACGCAGCAGAAGGACACCGUUCCGAUCCACAACCUUUUUCCUGGUGAGUCCGUGGAUAUGGGGCCUUGAUAUUCUGAUGAGCUUUGCCCCUGCCAUCCUAGCCAGCUCGUACUCCCAGAAGUUCCUGCUCGCCAAGAAAUACUUGGGCUCAGUAUUCCCACUUGACGUGUGCUUGCUGUCGGUGGAUAUCCUGGUCUUGUUCGGAAUCCAGGACGAGGGACUGAGAUUGCUGGUGUUGCUCCGGCUUCUGCGUUUCCUGAAAAUGCAGAGGGUCAUCACUACCUUUGAGUACAAGCUGGCAGAACGUGGGAGUACCAAAGUGGUGUCAUGCCUCGUUAUUCUGCAGUGCGUUGCCACUAUCCUCAUUGUGAACCACAUCUUGGCUUGCUUGUUGUUCUAUGCUGGGCAUCUUGGAAAAAUCUGGAACCGGAAGAACUGGAUCGAGUUUUACGAAGUCCUGGAGCAGACGCAAUAUUCCCAGUAUAUGACGUGCUUCAAUUGGGUCAUUGCAGAAUACACUCCAGCCCCCUUUCCAUACAAACCUCAAAACGAAAUAGAACAGACCUUCAUUAUCGUGAUCAUCCUGACAUGCUUGCCUUUGCUCGGGUCUCAAAUAGGAAAGAUCAGCGGCACCUUGAACUUGAUGAAGGAAAAGGCACGUGAACGAGAUAUGGUGCGAAGAGAGCUGCAGAGAUGGCUUCAGAAACGAGAAGCACCGGGGCGACUAAUGAGGCGCAUGCUCGCUUCCUUGGACAACGUCCUUGACUCCAGGGAAUCGCCACUGGAGAUCAAGGAACCUAUGGCUCUCAAGUUUCUUCCGCACAGCUUGUUAGAAGAACUGCGAAUCGUGAAGAUGAGCCAAAAGCUGGACAUGCACCCAUUACUGCACAUGCUGAUGGACGAUCGGCUGGCAAUAUCUGGCCGCUUGAGCACGUCUUUUCGUGAUGUCAAUGCCGUCCAGGGCGACGCGGUCUUCACAUCUGGUCGUCGUGGUGAAGGACUAUACAUCACUCAAAGCGGGCAGUUUGUUCUCCACACGGAUCCGCUGCAGGAUCUGGUGGCCCAAAACGCCCAAAAGAAAUCCAGCACACACAGUUCUGGCACAGGUGCACUGAUCCAGCAAGAAACCUGGUUAGCAGAGCUGUGCCUGUACACCAAUCUGAACCAUAUGUCGUCUCUCACAUGCACGGUUUAUUCCAAAGUGCUGACGACCCCAGUGGCAGAGUUUAUCCAAGCCGUCCGGACAUCUCCAGCAGCCGUGGUUGCUGUGCACGAGUAUGCUGUGCGUCUGCUGGCAACAUUUCAGCCACACAAAGUGCCAUGCUGGGAACGUCUUUCUCCAAAAGAUGCAGAAGUCUGCGUCAGCCACACGCAGCUGGCAGAGCUUCUGGCACCAGGCACCGGGCAGAUUCACAAUCUCAGAUCUUCGGAGGAGACUGACUUUACAACAUUCCUGGAUGAGAUCAUGGCUGAUGGGCUCAGCAACAACGACCUGGUCAACGUGUUCCAAAGGUUUAUUCCGGAGCUCCGGGGCGAUGGCAUCUAUGCACAGCUGCACUUUCAG
This is a messenger RNA of Symbiodinium sp. CCMP2456, 2124 nucleotides long. The record is from the annotation of a GenBank genome assembly. NCBI's taxonomy places the organism in Eukaryota, Dinophyceae, Suessiales, Symbiodiniaceae.